This is a messenger RNA of Myripristis murdjan (pinecone soldierfish), 879 nucleotides long. RefSeq names its product C-type lectin domain family 5 member A-like. NCBI's taxonomy places the organism in Eukaryota, Metazoa, Chordata, Actinopteri, Holocentriformes, Holocentridae. The coding region runs from base 1 to 879 and encodes 292 amino acids. The record is from RefSeq and is a predicted model, not a curated record. The transcript has 7 exons.
AUGGAGGAAGAGGUCAAUUAUUCCACUGUGGUUUUCAGAAAUAAUGGCCCAACACCAAUCAAGAAAAAAGAAGACGAGACAAUCUAUGCUGAAGUUAAAAAGAAAGGAGAUGCUGCUGAUAAAAGUACCCCUGUGCCAAAUGGUGGAACAGCUGCACACAUUAGGCGCUUUCGGCUGCUGGCUGCAUGCUUGGGGAUAAUUUGUGUUCUUCUGGUGGCAGCCAUCAUCACCAUCAUCCACUUCGGUGUGGUAGUUACUGAACAGAGGGCAAACCUCAGCAACCUCACAGCACAAAAUGUGGAGCUGAGGACGGAGGGGACGGUCUUACAGAGACGGAUAGGAGAGCUGAGCAGAGAGAAAGAGGAGCUGAACAGAGCGAACGACGGUCUUAACUGGACGCUGGGUGUCAUCUUUGGAUCUGACAGCUUCCCGGUAAAGAAAUACUGCCCACAGAGAGGACAGUGCAACCGCUGUCCAAAAGGGUGGCUUCUGUUUCAAGAAAGCUGCUACCUUUUCUCCGUUGAUGAUGACGUUUGGAGGUCGUGGCACGACAGCCGUUUGUUCUGCCAAGAGACCGCAGCAGACCUGGUCAUUAUUGGAAGUCUACAGGAACAGGAAUUCAUCAAUAAUCACACUGAGUACUACUAUAAUUCUCGUGGCUUCUGGAUUGGUUUGAGUAAAACUGAGGACAACAAAUGGCUCUGGGUUGAUGGAAGUAAUCAAACUCUGGGGUACUGGAAGACAGAGCCUGAUGUUAAACCAAAUUACUGCACGCUGUCGAUCCCGGGGAGGGAUCCCACGGUCAGCUGGGAUGAAUCUCGGUGCUGGGUGGUAAACAAGUUCAUCUGUGAAAGUAAAGUCCUCUUCAAGUCUGAUUAG